Molecule: messenger RNA, 2020 nt
Organism: Onthophagus taurus
Lineage: Eukaryota; Metazoa; Arthropoda; Insecta; Coleoptera; Scarabaeidae
Source: RefSeq, a predicted model, not a curated record
UUAUUUUAAUUUGGAGUCUGCGAGUGCAAAAAUAAAAAAGACUGUUGGACGUAAAAAGUGGCAGUGUGUGUGUUAGAAAUAUGGCAAAAACGUACGAUUAUUUAUUCAAAUUAUUAUUAAUCGGUGAUUCUGGUGUCGGAAAAACGUGCGUACUAUUUAGGUUUUCCGAGGACGCCUUCAACACAACCUUCAUUUCAACGAUAGGUAUUGACUUCAAAAUAAGAACAAUAGAAUUAGAUGGUAAAAAAAUUAAAUUACAAAUAUGGGAUACAGCAGGUCAAGAGCGGUUUCGUACGAUAACGACAGCUUAUUACAGAGGGGCUAUGGGUAUAAUGCUCGUGUACGACAUCACAAAUGAAAAAAGUUUCGAGAACAUUAAAAAUUGGAUAAGAAAUAUCGAGGAGAACGCAUCAGCGGAUGUAGAAAAAAUGCUUUUGGGAAAUAAAUGCGAAUUAGAAGAGAAACGACAAGUUUCGAAAGAACGAGGCGAACAACUCGCCAUUGAAUAUGGGAUUAAAUUCUUUGAGACUAGCGCUAAGGCCAGUAUUAGGGUUGAGGAGGCUUUUUUUACACUUGCUAAGGAUAUUAAAACUAAAAUGGAUAAAAAAUUGAAGGAAGCAAGUAAUCCAACAAAAGGUGGUCAUCAAUUGAAAGCAGAACCGCCACGGAAAGUGACCAACUGGUUGUCGCGUUGUACGUUACUCUGACCUCUCGGUGUCGUAAAAAAAAGUAUUAUUAUUACAACUCCAUACUGUCACAACUGGGUGCAACAAACAAUUACAAAUAAAAUUAUUAAAAAAAGUCAACAAAAAAAAGAAAUCGUUUUUGAAACUGCAACCGUUUGGUAAUUAACAAGAAAAAUCGUUAAGUAAUAAGUUUAUGAAAUAAAAAAAUAAAAAAAUCAUGGUUACAAGUCGUUGCGAAGUGAAUGAUAAAGCCUUAAAAAAUAAUAUUCCUUUGCACGUAAUAUUUGUGCGAACCACAUCAAUAUUAAAACACACACACACAGAAAAUGGGAAAAUGAAGGUAAAAAUUAAUAAAUUUAUUGAUGAUGUAAUAGGGUGUAGUGGUUUUAUAAGUAAAAGUUGUGAAAUCAUGUAAACCCAGUUAUAUGUGAUGUAUUUGCUACUCUAAAAUUACGUUGAAGUUGUUAAUUGUAAGGGAUUUAUUUGUUUAAUGUAUAAUCAAACGUAUCCGUUUUAAAAGUAAAAAGAAACUUUAAAAGGAGAUGAAAUCGGGUUUAUUUUCUAUCGUGUAACGUCUUUAAAACAAAAUGGUUUUGUACUUUUUUUUUAUGUACCUUACAUGUUGUUUAAAGAGGUUUUUAUCUUUAAUUGAAAAAUAAACAUAAUUUCUGUUUGUUAUUGUUUUUUCUUUAACAUUCUAUAACUUUUUUAUAGCUAUAAUUAGAUAAAGAACAAUUUAAGCAAUAUGUAUUGUACUUUUAUAAAUGUUAACUUCUAUUAUUCAUUGAUAUACAUAUAUUUAUAUGUUACUUUACUUCUUUUUUCUUCACUUAUGUGAUAAAUACCUACAAAAUAUUUGUAAAAUAAAUUUCAACACAUAAGUGCAAUUUUUGGCCUCCAUACAACGUAAAUUGUGACGACAAACUGAAUUAGGGCGCAUAGCAAUACUAUAUUCAUUUUUGUACUGUUUUAUAUUAACUUUAUGUUAGCCCUUGUAUUACAACCUUUUCAUUAUUUUUAUUAUUUCUUUAUUUUUUUAAUAAAUUGUUUUGUAAACCUUAGGAGACUGUAAUAGACAAUGAUAACCAUGCUUGAGAUUAAUUUAUUUGCGAACGAUCCCGUAUUAGUUUAUUACUUAAACAUAGAUUUUGUACGUUUUUAUAAUAUGUAAAUUACGAGAAAAAUGAAACGGUCAUCAUCACAUUUAAGGUAGUGUAUUUUAUCGAAUGCCCUUCCUGUGAAGUUAAAUAAAUAAAUAUCGCUACUCUUUGUAGGUUUACACUUUGUCUAUGACGGAAAAUAAUAAUAAAUAAUGGUCAAUAUUGAUAUUUCUA